Molecule: messenger RNA, 363 nt
Organism: Rhododendron vialii
Lineage: Eukaryota; Viridiplantae; Streptophyta; Magnoliopsida; Ericales; Ericaceae
Product: LRR receptor-like serine/threonine-protein kinase EFR
Exons: 1
Coding region: 1-363 (120 amino acids)
Source: RefSeq, a predicted model, not a curated record
AUGGAGAAAACUUUCUUUGUUGGGUUUGUUCCAAUGCUGUUGUUGCACAGUCUUGUAGCUAUGGCAGCAGCAGCACCCAACAUCACCACUGAUGAAUCUGCUCUCAUUGCCUUGAAAGCCCAAAUAACCGUCGACCCGGACCACGCAUUGAUGAACAAUUGGACCAUUGGCUCCUCGGUUUGCAAUUGGGUCGGAGUUGUUUGCGGUGUUCGGCACAAAAGAGUCGUAGCCUUGAAUAUCCGUGGCAUGGGGUUGAUGGGCACUAUCCCUCCGCACUUGGGAAACCUCUCUUUUCUUGUUCGGCUCGACAUUACAAACAAUGGUUUCCUCUCCCCAAAGAGCUGGCUAAUCUUCGUCGCUUGA